AUGGGUGCAGGGCAGGAGAACAACCAACCCCCACCCCCAGGACAUGAAGCCACAGGUACAAGCCUGGGGGAGCGCAACCCCCGGUCUUUUACCGAGUCUGGGCUCUUAAAAAGACACCAACUCAUCCACAGUGGAUUCAAACCUUACAGCUGUGACUUGUGUGGAAAGCCUUUUACCCGGGCUGGAGACUUAAAAAGACACCAACUCAUCCACAGUGGACUUAAACCUUACAACUGUGACUUGUGUGGAAAGCCUUUUACCCGGGCUGGACACUUACAAAGACACCAACUCAUCCACAGUGGACUUAAACCUUACAACUGUGACUUGUGUGGAAAGUCUUUUACCGAGUCUGGGCACUUAAAGAAACACCAACUCAUCCACAGUGGAAUUAAAUCGUACAGCUGUGACUUGUGUGGAAAGUCUUUUACCCUGGCUGGAGGCUUAAACGCACAUCGGCUCAUCCACAGUGGACUUAAACCUUACAACUGUGACUUGUGUGGAAAGUCUUUUAUCGAGUCUGGGCACUUAAAAAGACACCAACUCAUCCACAGUGGAUUCAAACCUUACAGCUGUGACUUGUGUGGAAAGUCUUUUACCGAGUCUGGGCACUUAAAAAGACACCAACUCAUCCACAGUGGAUUCAAACCUUACAACUGUGACUUGUGUGGAAAGCCUUUUACCCGGGUUGGACACUUAAAAAGACACCAACUCAUCCACAGUGGACUUAAACCUUACAACUGUGACUUGUGUGGAAAGUCUUUUACCGAGGCUGGAGGCUUAAAGAAACACCAACUCAUCCACAGUGGACUUAAAUCGUACAGCUGUGACUUGUGUGGAAAGCCUUUUACCCGGGUUGGAGACUUAAAAAGACACCAACUCAUCCACAGUGGAUUCAAACCUUACAACUGUGACUUGUGUGGAAAGCCUUUUACCCGGGCUGGAGACUUAAAAAGACACCAACUCAUCCACAGUGGAUUCAAACCUUACAGCUGUGACUUGUGUGGAAAGUCUUUUACCGAGUCUGGGCACUUAAAAAGACACCAACUCAUCCACAGUGGAAUUAAAUCUUACAACUGUGAAUUGUGUGGAAAGUCUUUUACAUAUCGUGAGAGCUUAAAAAAACACCAACUCAUCCAUGUGUAG
Molecule: messenger RNA, 1143 nt
Organism: Pelmatolapia mariae (spotted tilapia)
Lineage: Eukaryota; Metazoa; Chordata; Actinopteri; Cichliformes; Cichlidae
Product: zinc finger protein 708-like
Exons: 2
Coding region: 1-1143 (380 amino acids)
Biological process (GO): regulation of transcription by RNA polymerase II
Molecular function (GO): RNA polymerase II cis-regulatory region sequence-specific DNA binding; DNA-binding transcription factor activity, RNA polymerase II-specific
Source: RefSeq, a predicted model, not a curated record